Messenger RNA from Aedes aegypti (yellow fever mosquito), 3968 nucleotides. RefSeq names its product trissin receptor. The transcript has 10 exons. NCBI's taxonomy places the organism in Eukaryota, Metazoa, Arthropoda, Insecta, Diptera, Culicidae. Gene Ontology annotation, molecular function: neuropeptide Y receptor activity. Gene Ontology annotation, biological process: G protein-coupled receptor signaling pathway. Bases 1803 to 3374 code for a protein of 523 amino acids. Gene Ontology annotation, cellular component: plasma membrane. The record is from RefSeq and is a predicted model, not a curated record.
ACUUCGCCGCGUGCAGUCGACUUUUCAGCUGCUUUUCCCAAACGAUUUUCUCCCCGAAACCUGGAAGGACUGUACUGAAUGGGGUUUUCAAGGCGGUUGGCGCUUUGAUGUUGAACUGUUUUGUGCUGUUUGUGUUAUCCGUAUUGACGGUGUGGUUCUUUUGACCGAGAUCAACGUUGAAAUGUUGUGUGGCAACUCUCCGGAAAGGGGUUUGAUGUGAUGUGUGAAUGACGGCAAAUUGAGCUUUUGUGUAGUUUGGGAUGACGAAAUAGCCGUCAUAGCGCACCGAUCCAUGCCUGGAAGGGAUAUCGAGUUUUGGGAUCACCAUCAUCGUCCUUGUCGGAAGGCAUUCGAGAUGCAGGGUUGAGUUGUUUUGGUCCUUUCUUCAAAGAAAACGGUUCUACCGCCAGGUGCACCCUGUGCUGGUAAUGAAAAUUCGUGUAAUCGUUUUAGAAAGCUGUCAGUGAAAUUGAAUCAAAUUGUGCGGGGAAUUGUUCGAGGAAAUCUUCUACGGUGCCAUUCAGUGAAAUUGGCCCAACUUUUCAUGCGGAGAUGUGGGCACGGUUCCAACGUACUCGCAUGCGGAAAAAGUUUUUCGGAAUAAUGUGAGAGUUCCCAGUUAGUGUGGUGCAAAGUGUGUGACAAAGGCGGAAAGGAAAUCCAGAAAUCCGAUUGCCAACUUCCCAGUCACAGCGCGGAAAACCGAUCGAAUUGGAAGGGCUUAUCUAGCCGACACGUGCCGAAAAGUGAUUAAAACUUUCCCGGGAGAAAGUGAUUAGUGAACGAUUAAAUGGAUCUAUUGAAAUCUACCGCCGAGUGAAUCCGGAAAUUGGACUUUUGCGAGGAUCGCGAAGGAGAGUGAAGAGUUAAUGCUCCGUACAAAGUUAGUGACAGACAUACUUACACCAUCUCGGGCACAUGCCACAGCCGGAAUCAAGUGAACACUUCUGGAAGCAAAUAGAUUCUAAUUGAAUUAUGUCUCGGAUCCUCCCGUCCGAGAGUAUCAACGUUUAGCACACGUGUAUCGUAUUUGAGUGAGAGCUGUAUACGCGCUUUGAAAAGGAAGUGUGAUUCUCCCGCCGUCCUUUGAAAGAAACCGAAACGCGAAAGUGUGCAUCAAUCAACGCUUGUGCUCAGUGCUAUUCGGGCAACUAUUCGAGAGUGCCGCCAAGUGCAUUCUGUAAUUAGUGUGUAUCUAGUUGGUCGUGCCAUCAUCAUCGAAACACUCACGGGGAAGAAAGUGUACCAGAUGGUUCAGAUUUAUUUGGACGCCACUCCGUUACUGCAGGCUGCAGCAGCUAGCGGCCGUCAAGAAAGCAAUGAUUGAAAAUCGUUUUUCGAGCGAGAGACUUUUGAAGGGGAUCUACUGAAGGAAGGCGCACUUGCAGUAGUUUUCGGAUGCGUUCAGUCGCCCCCAUCUGCACAAUGACAUCAUGGUCGAAGAAAAGAACGACUUCGCCGAAUGUUCCCUUACCGUGCUGCUGCCUUCAGUACUGAUAAGUCGUCUCUGGUGAUGGUGACACGUGUAAUAAAUCUCCCUUUCCAUCUUCCCCGGCACAUCACGAAGAAACUCAACGGCGAUAAGUGAGUUCAGGAAACAAAAUUCGUUUCCCACACGAAAUGGAACAACGGUUGCUGCAGUCAUCCAUCGUUGUCUCAGGAGGAAUCUCCGGAAUCUACGGAUUGUGGGCAAAUGAUUACGCCGCAGAUUAAUCUUCUCGUGCAAUUUGAGUGUGGGGAAAAUCGGUGCUUACGGUUUCCAUGUGGGUGCUUGGGAGGUUUCAACGACAGUGCGCGAAAAAAUGUCUUCGCUCGGGUUUAUCGAUUACGCCAACUUCAGCUCCUUCGGUAUGAUGGGAUUACUGAAUGCUAGCCUAAACUAUUUGAACGGUUCCAACGGAAGUGCGCCGGGUUUGGUGGGCGGUCAAUUGGUGGGCAGUGCGGCUAUCGCCACCAAUUUUGGACCCUUUGGCGCGAAUAACACCAGCAGCUUAUCGUCAAAUUUCAGCACAGGAGCCACGAUGCUCCUGAACAAUUCGCCGGCAUCGCUUCCGAACGGAUCGAUUGUGGAAUUCGGGUUGGUAAGCGGGGCGGCUUCGGCGGCCACCGUUGGCCAAAGUUUUGCGACGGCCAAUUUCAGCUACCCGGAAAGUGGCUCUGUGCAUAAAGAGUUUAUCUUUGAUCGGACCGAUGUGAGAGUGAUAUUUAUUACGCUGUAUUCGCUGGUGUUUUGCUGCUGCUUUUUCGGCAACCUGCUUGUGAUUCUGGUAGUGACACUCUCGCGAAGGCUCCGUUCGAUAACCAACUUUUUCCUGGCGAAUCUGGCGGUGGCCGACCUGUGCGUCGGAGUGUUCUGCGUGAUGCAAAACUUGACCAUCUACUUGAUCGAAAGUUGGGUAUUUGGUGACUUCCUGUGCAAGAUGUACCAAUUUGUGCACUCGUUGAGCUACACGGCGUCGAUUUUCAUCCUGGUGGUGAUUUGCAUGGAGCGAUACUUUGCCAUAAUCCAUCCCAUCACGUGCAAGCAGAUAUUGACCUCCAGGAGGUUGAGGCUGGUGAUUGUGGCCGUUUGGAUUACGUCGGCUGUCUACUCGGUGCCAAAGUUUAUCUUCGUCCGGACGAUAACCAACAAUCUCGGCGAUGACCAGCUGGAAACCAUCUGCAUCAUCAAUCGGAAAGCGUUCAACUCGGAGCUUUUCGAUAUUAUCAAUUUUGCCUUACUCUAUCUGCUGCCGCUGCUGGUCAUGACGGUCCUGUACAGUCGGAUAGCGAUAGCACUAUGGAAAAGCUCCCGAGGGCUAGAGCGACACAUCGCGCUGCAGAACACCACCUCGUCCAACUAUUCGAACAAUUUCAAUCGAAAACCGAGCAGCAAGUACGAGAAAAGGGCUGUCGGAGUCACCGAAAGUCAGGUUUCGGUCGAAUCGGACAAGGUUGUGGUAACGACAUGGCGGUCGCAGAACAGUUUCCACCAGCGGCACGGAACCCAGCUGACCCAGGUGUCACACUCGUCCAACAAUGUGCUGAGGGCGAGACGGGGCGUCAUUCGGAUGCUGAUGGUGGUUGUGCUAACGUUUGCCCUGUGCAAUUUACCGUUCCAUGCGCGCAAGAUGUGGCAAUACUGGUCUACGGACUACCAGGGCGACUCGAACUUCAACGCCUUGUUCACGCCGCUCACCUUUCUGGUGACGUACUUCAACUCUGGUGUCAAUCCGCUGCUGUACGCCUUCCUCAGUCGAAACUUCCGCAAGGGAAUGCGCGAACUGUUGCUCUGUUCACUGAAGAAGAACAAGAACAAAUCCCUGAACCAGCGCAUUCCGAUGCAUAACCAUUCCUUACCGACCGAUUCAACCCAUGUAGGAUUUUCCCAAUGAUGCUACGACCUGAUCGCGUGCCGCCGGUGCUGCUCCGGCCUACUAUGGAACCCACUCGUUUGGUGGUGGAACAACCAGAAGCAGCAGCAGCGGAGGCGGUCCCAACGCCACAGCGCCCUCGACCUUGACCACCACCAACACCACCAGCAGCAGCAACAGCAACAGUGCCAACGGAAACGGCACAGCGAAUCGACCCAGCACGGUGCCCAGCAGCGACAACGGCAGCAAGUCGAACUGCAAGUCGAAUCCGUCGACAGCCGAGCAGCCGACGAGCUCAUCGAAGAUGACGAAGAUGAUGAUGAUGGCCGGCAGUCGGUUUCGUGUACCACGGCGACUGAACAACCACAAGGCCAUCGCAGACGGAAGAGUGUUGGACGACGACGAGGACACGACCACGACCUGUAACGACGCUGAGUUCGUUUCGACCGGGACCGUCACGUUUGCCCUGUCCUCGGUUUACUAUGUGGAGUGCGAGGAGGAUACUUAAUUGGAAUGAACAGAGUGUACAUAAGAAGCAUUUUUAUAAGUCAAUGUAGUUUCGAAUAACUGAAGCUUUUUCUCAUUCUUUAAGUAGAUUCUAGUACCAAAAAAAAA